Rhodamnia argentea is the source of this 3199-nucleotide messenger RNA. RefSeq names its product probable glutamyl endopeptidase, chloroplastic. NCBI's taxonomy places the organism in Eukaryota, Viridiplantae, Streptophyta, Magnoliopsida, Myrtales, Myrtaceae. Gene Ontology annotation, biological process: proteolysis. The coding region runs from base 93 to 3002 and encodes 969 amino acids. The record is from RefSeq and is a predicted model, not a curated record. Gene Ontology annotation, molecular function: serine-type endopeptidase activity. The transcript has 11 exons.
UUUCCCCACAGAACCAUCCUUUUUCCCCAACAAAGAAGACGAUGGACAUGGGACGCUUUUAGAUUAUUAAUCCAUCCCAUCCAUCCGCUGAAAUGAUGCGUCCUCACAAAGUCUACCAGUUUCACCGCCUCUCCAUCCUCUCUCUCUUCCCUCUCUCUCCUCCUCCCUCCUCCUCCUUGACACUCUGCAGGUUCUCGUCGCUCCGUGCGCCUGGCCACCUGAGAACUCAGCCGGCCGCGGGCGAGGCGGCAGUGGUGUCGAGGACGAUCAUGACCUCGUCGAGGCUUCGCAGCUUAGUCCCCGUCGGCUCCGCUGCCCCCUCCGAGAACGGCGGCGACAGUGGCUCCGCUCCUAAUGCUUCCGCGAGCAGUUCCGGUCUCGGCUUUUACGAGGACGAAGGUUCGGCAUUGGGUGGCGCAUAUCGUCUUCCUCCGCCAGAAAUUAGAGAUAUAGUCGAUGCUCCGCCACUUCCUGCAUUGUCAUUCUCCCCACAAAGGGAUAAAAUUCUGUUUUUGAAGCGGAGAGCUUUACCACCUUUAACUGAGCUUGCAAGACCCGAAGAGAAGCUGGCUGGCAUCCGCAUUGAUGGAAAGUGCAACACCAGGAGUCGGAUGUCAUUUUAUACCGGUAUAGGGAUCCAUCAAUUAUUGCCUGAUGGUAAAUUAGGGCCAGAAAAAGAAGUACAUGGGUUUCCUGAUGGUGCUAAGAUCAACUUUGUCACCUGGUCAAAUGAUGGUAAACAUUUGUCCUUCAGCAUUCGAUCUGAUGAGGAGGGCAAUAGCAGUGGUAAGCUUCAGCUUUGGGUUGCUGAUGUGGAAACAGGGAAAGCCAGACCAUUGUUUGAGUCACCUGAGAUAUGCUUAAAUGCAGUUUUUGACAAUUUUGUUUGGAUAGAUAACUCCACACUAGUAGUUUGCACAAUACCCUUGGGCCGUGGAGAACCGCCAAAAAAACCUUUGGUUCCUGGUGGUCCAAAAAUCCAGUCUAAUGAGCAGAAGAAUGUCAUUCAGGUUAGAACAUUUCAAGACCUGCUGAAGGAUGAAUAUGACGAAGAUUUAUUUGAUUACUAUGCCACGUCUCAACUUCUUUUGGUUAGUUUGGAUGGAAAAGCUGAGGAAAUUGGUCCACCAGCUGUAUAUACCUCAAUUGACCCCUCUCCAGAUGGGAACUACCUUUUAAUAAGCUCAAUCCAUAGGCCAUACUCUUUCAUUGUACCUUGUGGAAGAUUUCCCAAGAAAGUAGAUGUAUGGACUGCUGACGGACAAUUUGUCAGAGAACUUUGUGAUUUGCCCCUUGCAGAGGACAUCCCAAUUGCAUUCAAUAGUGUGCGCCAAGGGAUGCGCUCAAUCCAUUGGAGAGCUGAUAAACCUUCUGCCCUAUACUGGGUGGAGACACAGGAUGGGGGGGAUGCGAAAGUUGAAGUUUCUCCACGAGAUAUAAUUUACACACAACCAGCUGAACCACUUGAAGGUGAACAACCAGAAAUCUUGCACAAAGUGGAUCUUCGAUAUGGAGGAGUUUCUUGGUGCGAUGAUUCAUUGGCUUUGGUAUACGAGUCUUGGUACAAGACACGGAGGACGAGAACCUGGGUUAUUUCUCCUGGAUCCAAGGACACAAAUCCUCGUAUACUAUUUGACAGGUCAUCCGAAGAUGUGUACUCGGAUCCUGGUUCUCCGAUGCUCCGAAGAACACCGGCUGGAACCUAUGUUAUUGCAAAAGUGAAGAAGGGAAACGAUGAAGGCACUUAUGUCCUAUUGAAUGGGAGUGGCGCAACACCAGAAGGGAACAUUCCCUUCCUUGAUUUGUUUGAAAUGAAUACGGGCAGCAAGGAACGAAUAUGGCAGAGUGACAAAGAAAAGUAUUUCGAGUCUGUUGUUGCUUUAAUGUCCGAUCAAAAUGAUGGGGACAUUAUUCUUGAUCAGUUGAAGAUCUUAACUUCGAAAGAGUCAAAAACUGAAAAUACACAGUACUAUAUUAUGUGCUGGCCAGAUAAGAGAGCUUGUCAAAUUACAAACUUUCCUCAUCCCUAUCCUCAAUUGGCCUCUCUCCAGAAAGAGAUGAUACGAUAUCAGAGGAAGGAUGGGGUUCAACUUACAGCAACACUGUAUCUGCCCCCUAACUAUGAUUCAUCGAAAGAGGGUCCUCUUCCCUGUCUAGUCUGGUCAUAUCCUGGAGAAUUUAAAAGCAAAGAUGCUGCUGGACAAGUCCGUGGUUCUCCUAAUGAAUUUGCUGGGAUAGGUCCGACAUCAGCUCUUCUUUGGCUGGCUAGAAGGUUUGCUAUCUUAUCAGGACCAACAAUUCCAAUCAUUGGCGAGGGCAAAGAAGAGGCAAAUGAUAGUUAUGUAGAGCAAUUGGUUGCAAGUGCAGAGGCUGCUGUGGAGGAAGUCAUUCGUCGCGGAGUUGCUCACCCAAACAAAGUUGCCAUUGGAGGACACUCAUAUGGAGCAUUUAUGACUGCAAACCUCCUUGCACAUGCCCCUCAUUUAUUCUGUUGCGGAGUAGCUCGUUCCGGAGCUUACAACAGGACACUCACACCUUUUGGGUUUCAGAAUGAGGACAGAACUUUGUGGGAGGCUACCAAUACAUAUGUGGAGAUGAGUCCUUUCAUGUCGGCUCAUAGAAUUAAGAAACCAAUCUUGCUUAUCCAUGGAGAGGAAGAUAAUAAUCCAGGAACACUAACCAUGCAGUCAGACCGCUUUUUCAAUGCCUUAAAGGGUCAUGGUUCUCUUUGUCGCCUUGUAGUUCUUCCCUUUGAGAGCCAUGGCUAUGCUGCUCGUGAGAGCAUCAUGCAUGUACUGUGGGAAACCGACAGGUGGUUACAAAAGUACUGUGUAUCAAAUACUUCUGAUGCAAGUGCAGAUCUCAAUGCAUGUAAAGAUGAUGAAAGUAAAGGAGUGGUGGAUUCAGAAGCCAAAGUAGUUGCUGCUAGUGGUGGUGGUAACCCUGAGCUGGCUGAUUUUGAUCAGGAUCAGUUCAAAUGCAUUCCAAGAUCAUCAUUGUGAGGAAUGGAAGAUGUGGAUAGAAGAAAUUUGGAUCGGCAGCUCUGUCUGUUAAAUGGUUCCUGAGCAGAGCAGACUCUUUCCUAAAGGGCAAUAGAAAUGACCCCUUUGAGGUUAUUUGGCUGGCAACGCUGCACUGGGUGUCCUCCAGAAUUCAUUUAAUUCCACUGCAAGAGUUGAAAUCAGGGAGGAUUGGUUGA